GUCACCCGGGUCAACAAACAAGUUUGCAUUACGUUUAGAAUUUUAGUGUAGUUGUUGAAGCCUACUUAGGACCAAGUCUUCUCGGUUAAGAGAAUCAUGGGUUCUCUAACUAUUACCGCUCUAACGUUUUCUUGUAUCAUGCCGUUAGUUUACUCUCAAUCUCCAUAUGUAACUACAACACUGGGAGAAGUUGCAGGAAAUACGAUUCUUUUUUCAGAGGAUUCGUACAUAGGUGUCAAUAAAUAUAUCGAUGUCUACAAGGGUAUUCCGUACGCCCAACCCCCAGUCGGCAAUCUUCGCUUUGAGAAGCCGCUCCCGAAAGAACCUUGGAUAGGAACCCUGAACGCGAUGGAAUAUAGUCCUUGGUGCACCCAGCCCGGUACAACUCCGUAUACUGUUGUGGGGGAAGAUGAUUGCCUGUAUUUAAACAUCUUUGUACCCCAAUCUAAGCCAAAUAAUGCAUCUGUCAUGUUAUUCAUCCACGGAGGUGGCUUCUCGACAGGCUCGGCCUCAGUAGAAGAUUACUCUGGGGUGGUACUAGCUGCCACCGGUGACAUCAUCGUGGUAACCAUUAAUUACAGGUUGAACAGUUAUGGAUUUCUUACAACAGAAAUCAGCGGCUUAUACACUCUGCUACAUGGUGAAAGUGCUGGAUCGGCCAGUGUAGAUUAUCAUCUCCUCUCAAAGCAAAGUUGGGAUUAUUUCAGCCAAGCAAUUUUAGAGAGCGGUACUAGCCUAAGUUAUUUCGCUUAUAUGGAACGAGAAGUAGCCAAGAACUUGUCGAUUAACAUUGGUAGGAAAGUUGGUUGUGAUUUUACGGAUAGUAAAACAUUUGUAGAAUGCAUGAAAGGUGUCGAUCCUGGUGCUGUUGUAAAUGCGUCUGUGGGGAUUAACCUGAGACCUGUAGUAGAUGGCGUAUUUCUUGAAAGAAGUCCAGAGAUUUUAAUACGAAAUAGAGACUUUAAAAUGGAUGCAACCAUCAUCUUUGGAACAAAUAAAGACGAAGGAACACUUGUCUACCUUCUGCUACCAGGCUACUUAGGCUACCUUACAACUACUCCGAAAGUUUCCAAAUCCGAGUUCCUUACUCUUAUUCCAGCGGCUUUUGUUCCAAUUGAGGAAGCAUCAAAUCCUCUAAUUUUGGACUCUAUAUAUUUCGAAUACACCGACUGGUCUCAAGCAGACGAUCCAGAUGCAAACUAUUUUGAUUCAGGUGUUCAAUUGGCCACAGAUGUUCGGUUUCUUUGCCCAAAAGAUGCAGUACAGCGUGCUCAUGCGUCUGUUGGAAACAAGGUGUAUGUUUAUCUGAUGACCCAUACUCCAACGGUUUCGGUAUAUGGUCUCGAUUUUCCUUGGAUUGGUGCUAGUCAUGCCGAAGAACUCCAAUUUGUGUUUGGAUUGCCUUUUCUUAAUGGUACAACAAAUACCUAUUUAUUAGAACAGCCGUCUGAUAAUGACCGCAAUGUAUCGGUGGAAAUUAUGAGAUACUGGACCAACUUUGCAAAAACAGGUGAUCCAAAUACUAGAGGGAGUGAGACACCAGCUCCUUCCUUCAAGAAGGAUCUUACCCACUGGCCAGAGUUUACUAUUCCUGAUCUUAACUACCUCGAUAUUAAUCUGAUGUCAUCAUCUGAACGAGCUUAUAGAGCCGACAAGUGUGCCUUCUGGAACACGUACGAACCAAAACUCGAGCAAUUUGCAGCUGACACGUCCGAGAUAGAAGAAUCAUGGAGAACCGAUUACUACAGCUGGAAGUAUAACGACCUACCUGAGUGGCAGAAGGCAUUCGAUGAUUACAAACAAAGCAAAGUAUGCGCUUAAAAAAAUACACAAAAAUUUUAUUUUGUAGACCUAAUUUUGUAAAUUUAUUUUAAGACUUAUUAAAAUAGUAAGGGAAAUGUAGCCAUUAAAACUUUUUAGUUGAGUUUAUUCAACAUGAUUUUUAGUUGUUUUUAAAUAAGCGUGCCCAACGGUUCACCAACCGUAUUGUCUAAUGCAGAUAAGCAUACAUUAUCAAAGUUUCAAUAUGUCAAAUAUAGAUUAAGAA
This is a messenger RNA of Anneissia japonica, 2047 nucleotides long. Its product is annotated as acetylcholinesterase-like. The coding region runs from base 97 to 1821 and encodes 574 amino acids. Gene Ontology annotation, molecular function: acetylcholinesterase activity. Lineage: Eukaryota; Metazoa; Echinodermata; Crinoidea; Comatulida; Comatulidae. The record is from RefSeq and is a predicted model, not a curated record. Gene Ontology annotation, cellular component: plasma membrane. Gene Ontology annotation, biological process: choline metabolic process; acetylcholine catabolic process. The transcript is spliced from 7 exons.